AAAAGUCCAUCCUCUUCUGAAGAUAUCAGUAUGAAGACACCAACAUCUCAGAAAUCUUCCUCACAGGGGUUUUCUGGCCAGUUUGGUAACUUCACAAGUCCUUCAUCUUCUGAAGAUAUCAGUAUGAAGACACCAACAUCUCAGAAAUCUUCCUCACAGACUCGUGACUCAGGUAUUGUGGUCAGUGGGACAAGGCGAAGGCUGAGGAGUGAGAGCUCAUAUGACAUUGACAAUAUUGUUAUCCCCAUGAAUCUCGUGGCACCUAUUAAGCUGGAGAAACUUCAGUACAAAGAAAUCCUCACUCCCAGUUUUAAGGAGAUGGUCUAUGAACCUCUGGAAGCUCCUCCUGAUAUAGAGCUGGAAGAUUUAUCAGAUGAUGUAUAUUCUCGUCGACAUGAGAAGUAUGAACAGAGAGAGAAGGCCCGCUGGUCAUUUUGGCACCAGAACAAACAGCCCAAGAAGAGCAGUUCUUCAAGUCAUGGUUUUGCUGUAUGGUCAGGAAAGGAAUUCCAAGGUAAUGAAGAGAACUACAGGCCAGGUUUUGUGUCACCAAUUUCUUCUGACACACAGUCACCUUAUCCCAAGGAACCUCCAAACCAACAGCCAUCAGAUAAACCGCAGCAUGACAAG
Staurois parvus is the source of this 630-nucleotide messenger RNA. The record is from the annotation of a GenBank genome assembly. Lineage: Eukaryota; Metazoa; Chordata; Amphibia; Anura; Ranidae.